Molecule: messenger RNA, 315 nt
Organism: Psylliodes chrysocephalus
Lineage: Eukaryota; Metazoa; Arthropoda; Insecta; Coleoptera; Chrysomelidae
Source: the annotation of a GenBank genome assembly
AUGAAAACCGAUAUUUCUUCUAAUAUUUCUUCUUUGGAAAAUAAAGUUUCUUCAGAAGUUUCUUCUAUAAAAAGUGAUAUUACUUCCUUGGAAACUAAAGUUUCUUCUGACAUUACUUCCUUAGAAAGUAAAGUUUCGUCCGAUAUUUCUUCCUUAGAAGAAAAGGUGACUUCUGACAUAUCUUCUUUAAAAAACGAAAUUUCUUCCGAUUUAGAAAACAAAAUCUCUUCUUUGAAAGAUGAAAUUUCUUCUGAUAUGUCUUCGCUAAAAAAUGAAAUUUCUGCUGAUGUGGAAAAUAAGAUGACUUCCGUUGAG